Messenger RNA from Saccostrea echinata, 1036 nucleotides. RefSeq lists its product as uncharacterized. Lineage: Eukaryota; Metazoa; Mollusca; Bivalvia; Ostreida; Ostreidae. The transcript has 5 exons. The record is from RefSeq and is a predicted model, not a curated record. The coding region runs from base 16 to 783 and encodes 255 amino acids.
GUGUCUUGCACAAAGAUGGAUGAUGUUAUUGAUUUAUACAUAGUUCCACUCCUCAUGAAGUACAUCAAUCGCUGGACAAGCAAAGAGGAUAUUCCAAAAGCACGGCCGUUGGGCUGUGAGACGAAUCGAACAAAACCCACUCCUAAAGGCGUGGAUCUAAACGACCGGGAUUCGUAUGAUGUGGUAAUCGAGGUGGGAAUGAAAGAUGGUAAACCAUAUACCAAGGACGCUUACAGAAUUGACCGAGCUUCAGGCCUUGGAUACAAUCUAUCUAAAGAGGACAUGUGCCCCUCCUCUAUGUUUGUGAAGAGAGCCCACUGUCCUGAUAGGGUAGCUUUCCCCAAAGACGUUUAUUUUACACAGGCUAAAAUUGAAAAGAAUACAGACUAUACCUAUGAAAUGGAGAGGCGGGCUAAAUGUCCCAGAACACUGGAUGAAUACUACAGUUACAAUACUGAGUCAAGGCGGGGACGUGAGUGCUACCUUCACCCCGAUGAAGACAAAGAGACAGCGACUGUGUCUAAUGGAAAGUGCUGUUGUACCGAGGACGAUCACAGAAGACGAGAGGCGUGGAAUCAUUACCAAAUGGAUUAUAUGGGAAGGGACGCAUCCGAUAACAUCAUCCAGAAAAUCGUCAAUACAAUCAACACUCGCCAGUACCAUCCUCAUACCCGCAAAUAUGACCCACGUUUUUUGGAAACCUUCGUAGGACACCAUCCGUACCAUUACCCCUCCGCUGAACCGCCUCCCCCAACUUUCCGGAUCAGAAAAAUAAUUGAAUAAAACAAUUUUUCUGUCAGAAUCAAGAAUUCGUCUGGUAAAAGUGCACCCUCUCAUAUGGAGAGAGAGGAUAUCAGUUCAAUAGAUUGACUGUUUCUACCAGAUGGUUAGGCACAGAGGAAAACGGGCAACAAACUUUAAAGGAAAAGGAACAUAGCAGAUACGCAAUACUUGAUCAGGGUCUAUUUUUGGAUAUCUUCAAAAUCAUAAAAGCAUUGUCACAAUUGAAUGAAAACUUAGUUCUCCGCCUUAAUGU